AUGUUUCUUGAACUCUAUAAUGAUCCUCCAUAUGGCAAAUCCCCGACCCUAGCGGUCCUCAGGACUGAGAUAAAUUCUGUUGUGAACUCACUUUCUGAGUCAUCCAGUCGGCCAGACACAAUGGUGUCUGUCCGAUUGGAAGGUCUCAUCGAAUUUCUGCAAUGUCUCUCCCUUGAAGAUAGGAAUGCAUUGUCCAAGGGAUUGGGCAUUGAUGCUAACACCAGUGGAGAGAUGCCUGAUGGUACCACUGAAACACCACUACCCAUUCCCCCUGCGGUCUCCGAUAAUUCGCCUGCUACUCCUACCAUUCCUACUUCCCCAGCUCCUACUGCGGCUGCUCCCACCAUCUUGGUCAAGUUUGACGAGUAUGACGACUCUGAUGAUGAAGACGCGGCCACUGCGGCCGCGGCACUUGCAGAUGACUCCCUAUUACAGUUUUACAAUAGCACUUACUUCAAUUUGCCCGCCACCAAUGCUGAGGGACCCUUCUAUUGUAUCACCAGGGGUCGAUACAUUGGUGUCUUUUCAGGCUGGGAUGCUACUGGUCCAAAAGUGCUUGGCGUCUCCCGCGGUAUCUUUCACAAGGUGGAUAGUAUUGAGAAAGGGAUGAGCAUCAUGAGGAGCGCGAUAGACCGUGGUGAUGCCAUCCAGGUAUUGUAA
Suillus bovinus is the source of this 660-nucleotide messenger RNA. RefSeq lists its product as uncharacterized. Lineage: Eukaryota; Fungi; Basidiomycota; Agaricomycetes; Boletales; Suillaceae. The transcript is spliced from 4 exons. The record is from RefSeq and is a predicted model, not a curated record. Bases 1 to 660 code for a protein of 219 amino acids.